This is a messenger RNA of Oryctolagus cuniculus (rabbit), 2455 nucleotides long. Lineage: Eukaryota; Metazoa; Chordata; Mammalia; Lagomorpha; Leporidae. The record is from RefSeq and is a predicted model, not a curated record.
CACAAAGUCGCAGGCGGGUGGUUAUCCUUUCGCUGGGGCUGCCGGGAAUAGAGCUUUGUGCCGCUGUCCCUGAUGAUCUGGGAAAGGGGCUGCCUCUCCCAGGCAUAAAUGGGGUCAAGAUCACGCACGCCCAGUGACCACCAGAGCCCACUCUCCCUGGGGCUCACUGGGAAAGAGGGUUAACUAGAGGCUCCCCUGGGAUUGGCCAGGGUUGCGGGGGGGGUCCCACACAAAGUUUGAGACAGAGGCGAACGAGCAAGCAUGCUUCCUAGGGAAGCAACAGAAAGGUGGCGAGAAGCUGACAGCAACCCUCAGGAGAGUCCCGACACCAUGGACAGUGACACACCUCUUGAGCUCGAGACACAAGAGGAGCCGGAGAGCCCACUGGCACCGCACAGCAGCGACGAAACGCUCUACUGUGAGGCCGAAGCGCCCUCGACUGUGAUGAAGGAGAAGCCAGCCUGGGAGAACUCAGAAACAGACCUCGAGGCUGAGGAUAACGAGAAGUUUUUCACCACUGGACAAAGGGAGCUGUACCUGGAGGCCUGCAAGCUGUUGAACGUUGUGCCUGUCUCCUACUUCAUCCGGAACAUGGAAGAGCCCUACAUGAAUCUCAACCACCAUGGGCUCGGCCCCAAGGGCACCAAGGCGAUUGCCAUAGCCCUGGUGUCCAAUACGACCAUCAUCAAGCUGGAGCUGGAGGACAACUGCAUCAUGGAGGAGGGCGUGCUGAGCCUGGUGGAGAUGUUGCAGGAGAACUACUACCUGCAGGAGCUGAACAUUUCCGACAAUGAUCUUGGUUUGGAGGGGGCCAAGAUCAUCUCAGAGUUCCUCCAGAGAAACGCCUCCUCGCUCUGGAAACUGAAGCUCUCAGGAAAUAACUUCAAAGAGGAGUCCGCGGCACUGCUGAGCCAAGCCAUGUCGUCCAAUUACCAAAUCAAGAAGCUGAAUCUCAGCCACAACCAAUUCUCUGACCAGGGAGGGGAGCAGCUGGGACAGAUGCUAGCCCUCAACGUAGGGCUAAAGUCGCUGGAUCUCAGCUGGAAUCACUUCCAUAUUCGGGGAGCUGUGGCCCUGUGCAACGGUCUCCGGGCGAACGUGACCCUGAAGACACUGGAUCUCUCCAUGAACGGCUUUGGGAACGAAGGGGCCCUGGCCCUGGGCGAGGUCCUGAGACUCAGCAACUGCUUGGUCUUCCUGGACGUCAGCGGCAAUGACAUCAACAAUGACGGGGCGUCCAAGCUCAGCCGAGGCCUGGAGUACAACGAGAGUCUCCGCGUUCUGAAGCUUUCCCUGAACCCUAUAACUAUGGACGGGGCCACUUUACUUGUCAUGUCCAUUAAGAAGAACCCCAAAUCGAGGCUGGAAGAGCUGGACAUUUCCAACGUGCUGGUGACCGAGCAGUUCACAAAGAUGUUGGACGGGGUGUACGCCGUUCACCCCCAGCUGGAUGUGUUAUACAAGGCGGUGCAAGGCCUGGAGGAGAAGAAAGCCCUCUUCCUGUGUAAAAACCCCAUGAAACUGAUCCAGAGCUACGCAGACAAGAACCACAUCAGCAUCUUGGACUUCUUCAAGAGCCUGAACCCCACCGGAGCAAUGCAGAUGACCGUCGGCGAGUUCCGGAAGACUCUGUUACAGUUUCUUGAAAUGACAGAAGCCACAGGCAUAAGUCUGGUCUGCAGAGAAGUCUUGAGAGAGAGAAGUCCCAGCAACUCGGACGGGGACGCGAGGGAGACGACGCAGUGGCCGGACGUCGGGGGACGAAAGCCAAGGCCAAGACUGAGCAUGAGCAAAUAAAAUCCGGCUGGGCUCUGGGCGUCUCCAGGCUGCUGGUGGUGUUGCCCCUCCCCAGGGAGCACCUUCUAGACGCAGUGACCCGCAGGGGACACCUUCUUGGUGGCGGUCACAGCAGGAGCUGCGGAGACCAGUUGGGAAAAGAGCCCGCAGCAGCAGGUCAGAGGCCCACCGCAGUCACAGUGGCCACGGGGCUGUGCCCACGGGUUUUCCGGAAGGAAGGCAGUGGCAGAGGGGCCAGCUGAUGAGGGCCCGUCAGAAGUGAAUGCCAAGGUCACACAGGGGCAGCACUUAGUGACCCCGUGCCACCUGGCCACAUGACCUUGGGGCCUGAGAACCAGAGCAGCUGGAAUCAGGCGUUGCUGUCCAUCCCAGGGAGCUCUGCCCUGCGUUUCACUGUAAAAUUCCCUGGGAAGCCGAGGAGACAGGCGGAGCCCACACAAGACAGACCAGGAAAAGUCAGGGCAGCAGGCCCUGCAUGGGUGGGCGGAGCCGGCACUUCCCCGGGCGGGGCUUGCCCUCCCCAGUCGCCACUGUGGACAAACUGGAGCAGGCAGGGUCUCCUGCACCUCGGUAGCACCCACCCGGGCCCCGGCACGCGGUGGACACUCAAUAAAAACCUGUGCACUGAACAAAUGCCGUCGCCUGGCAGUCACUGGGG